Eutrema salsugineum is the source of this 637-nucleotide messenger RNA. Its product is annotated as glycine-rich protein A3. The record is from RefSeq and is a predicted model, not a curated record. The transcript has 3 exons. The coding region runs from base 20 to 538 and encodes 172 amino acids. Lineage: Eukaryota; Viridiplantae; Streptophyta; Magnoliopsida; Brassicales; Brassicaceae.
CAAGUUAAAAAAAAAAGAAAUGGGUAAAGACAAGCAUCACGAACAAGACAAAGGAUUCUUCUCACAUCAUAAUCAUCACGGCCAUGGUUAUCCACCGGGAGCUUAUCCUCCUCCGCCACCGGGAGCUUAUCCUCCGCCGCCACCGGGAGCUUAUCCUCCGCCGCAUGGUUAUCCUCCGCAAGGUUAUCCUCCGCCACCUCACGGUUAUCCACCUGCCGCUUAUCCACCUCCUCCCGGCGCUUAUCCUCCCGCCGGUUACCCCGGACCCUCUGGUCCUCACCGUCCAGGUCUUGGAGGAGGAGUCGGUGGGCUAAUAGCAGGAGCGGCUACAGCAGCUGCAGCUGCAAUGGGAAGUCACCAUCACGGUGGUUACGGCCACCAUCACGGUGGUAAGUAUAAAAGAGGGUUUUUCGGUGGAGGAAAGUACAAGCGAGGCAAGCACAGUAUGUUUGGAGGGAAGUAUAAGCGUGGCAAGCACGGCAUGUUCGGAGGCAAACGAGGCAAGCAUGGCAUGUUCGGACGAAGAAAGUGGAAAUGAUCAAUAUGAUAAUUGGUCUUCUAUAAUAUCUCUAUAUAUUAUCGUAUUUAAUAACUUAACAUAAGCUUAUGUAUGUGUAAUGUGUGCAUGUUUAUAUUA